AUGACAACGGUUGCAGUCCUCGGAGGAGGGUUGGGGGGUCUGGCAGCAUCCUACUACCUGUGCAAGAGCCCCCAGGUUACCAAGGUCGUUGUGUUGGAGUCCAGCAGCCGCUUGGGAGGUUGGCUGUGGUCCACCCGGAGGUCCGAUGGGGCGGUGUUUGAACACGGACCCAGGGGGAUCCGACCUGCUGGGGCAGUGGGACGCAACACACUCAACAUGGUGGAGGACCUGGGUCUUGGGGGGGAGAUUCUGCCAGUCACCUACAGCCACGUGGCCUCUAAGAACAGAUACGUGUACGUCAACAGGCGGCUGCACAGGAUGCCUUCAGGAAUGAGUGGACUUCUGCGGACCGUGCCGCCCUUCUCUCGUCCCCUCCUGCUGAACAUUGCUGGGGAGAUACUGGUGAGGAAGGGCAAGGGCGAAGACGAGUCCAUCCACUCCUUUGUCUCCAGGAGGCUGGGGAAGGAGCUGGCGGACAUCGCCGUGGACAGUUUGUGUCGUGGCGUGUUUGCAGGGGACUGCAGGAAGUUGAGUGUGCGCUCUUGUUUUCCUGCCUUGUACCACGCAGAGCAGCGCAGAGGUUCCCUGACGCUCGGCAUGCUGCUGGGCUCAGGUCCGACUGCGGUGGUCCCCCCUGGUCCUCUGGCUCAAAGGUCUGUUGAUGAGUCGUGGGCCCAGUGGUCCCUGCGGCGGGGAGUGGAGUCCCUCCCAGAGUCCAUCGGCGAGUACCUGCGGCACAGUGGAAGAGCGGAGCUUCAUAGGGAGGCUGCGGUUCAACAGAUCAGUCCAUCCGCCUCCGGCUGGAAGAUCACACUGGAGGAUGGAGUCAUGUCAGCUGACCACAUCAUCUCUGCACUGCCUGCUAAAGCCCUCUCCUCAAUCCUGCCCUCCUCCUCCUGUCAACCCCUCAUCCAGCUGCUGCAGGACAUCGCCACGGUAACGGUUGCUGUGGUAAAUCUAGAGUACGAGGGUUCCGUCCUGCCUGUACAGGGGUUUGGCCACCUGCUGCCAUCGUCAGAGGACCGGGGUUUACUCGGGGUGGUCUACGACUCCGUCCCCUUCCCCCAACACAACAGACCGGAAGGACAGACGACCAGACUGACGGUGAUGAUGGGCGGCGCCUGGUUCCAGGAAGUGUUCGGGGACCCCGCUGCGGUGACAGAGGAGCGUCUUUUGGCUACAGCCACCGAGGCAGUGAGCCGCCAGCUGGGAGUCAGCAGCGCGCCCAGCUGGAGUCGGGUGACUCUACAGAAGGACUGUAUACCGCAGUACUAUCAGGGACACUACCGGAGAGUGGAGUCCAUGCGCAGCUUCAUAAGGGACAAAAGCCUCUCGCUGUCUCUGAUCGGCUCCUCCUACGACGGCGUGUCGGUCAACGACGUCAUCUUCAGCGGACGAACCGCUGCAGAGGAGCUGUUGGGAUCAGUUUGACAGCAGGUGGAUCCGUGUGUUGUUUUUUCCAGCGUCAUGUAUUUAUAUGUAAAACGUCUUAUUUUUCUGCCUUCACUGGAAAUGUUGAGACUAUUUUCUUCAGCACAAAUAUGUACAAUCAAUGUUGAAUUGUAAUAUUAAAGUGUCUUAAUCGAAAGAGGUGUGGUUAGUUAUCAAUCAUAUUAUUGCUUUGGGCACAGCAGUUUCCUACCGAUACAAUAAAGCCUCAAUGUGCCUCAGCUGCUUGAUGACCGCGUGUGACCUGCUGUUAUCGACACGUUUACACGUGAUGAUCAAUGGAUUCAAAGACUAAAUAAAAUUUCCAUGACCAAA
This is a messenger RNA of Gasterosteus aculeatus aculeatus (three-spined stickleback), 1764 nucleotides long. RefSeq names its product protoporphyrinogen oxidase (gene ppox). The record is from RefSeq and is a predicted model, not a curated record. Lineage: Eukaryota; Metazoa; Chordata; Actinopteri; Perciformes; Gasterosteidae. Gene Ontology annotation, biological process: heme biosynthetic process. Gene Ontology annotation, molecular function: protoporphyrinogen oxidase activity, oxygen as acceptor. Gene Ontology annotation, cellular component: mitochondrial inner membrane.